Trifolium pratense (red clover) is the source of this 1463-nucleotide messenger RNA. Its product is annotated as NAD(P)H-quinone oxidoreductase subunit S, chloroplastic. Gene Ontology annotation, biological process: photosynthetic electron transport chain. The coding region runs from base 643 to 1356 and encodes 237 amino acids. The transcript has a single exon. The record is from RefSeq and is a predicted model, not a curated record. Lineage: Eukaryota; Viridiplantae; Streptophyta; Magnoliopsida; Fabales; Fabaceae.
GCUAAGUGAUGAAGAUGCAAUAUAAGCCUCCCUUGGUAGCAUUUGAGUGUUGUUGAUUAUCAUUAAAAAUGACAUGUGCUCUCAAUAUCUCCUACUACAUUUAGAUUGUUGUAAAAUAAAUCUAUGUAAAUUCUUGAGAAAAACAGCUCAACUAAUUUUUGGAUAUAAAAAAAUUGGCGAGUUAAGAUAGUGAUGUUCACAAAUGCACUAAGCCAUACUUCUGACUAGGUGUAAGAAACCACUGUUAUGCCUCAAAGGUAAGCCAUGCUUCUGACUAGGUUUGAAAAUAUACUUUCUUGGCUUUUCUCUGCUUUAAUUUCUCAUCAUAAAUUGUGUGUUUGGAUAAAUAUAUUUUGAUACUAAAUGUAUUUAAUCAAAAGAUUAUGUGGUCAAGAUUAUUACAUAUGCAGAGCGGUUAGAAAUAUAUGGUUAUUACAUACUGCAGUUCUUGUCCAAAAGAAUAAACUUUGUGGUCAAGAUUACAUGUGAGGAAUAUUUUCUAGUAGUUUUUCAUUUCAAAAUAAAGAUAGGCCUAUCCAAUAAUUUUGUGGCUAUGAUUAUAUUAUGAAUCUAUUCUUUCCCUUCCACCUUCUCCUCUCACUAACGCUGUCUUUUACCAAUUUUCUAAACAGUUAACUAAAAAUGUCUUCCUUUAUUGCCCUUCAAAGCUUUCAUGGCUCUUUUCUUAGAUCAAAGUUCUUAGGCCAUGGCAGCUUAACUCAUCUUUAUCCUAAGGCUUCAACCAUUCAAAGCAAACCAACCUACAAAAGAAUACAACCUUGUGCCAAGUUCGACUUGCUGCAAAUCAUGGGAGGCCGAGGACUCUGCAAAGGAGAAGAAGGUCUUCUAAAAGAGCUUAAAAGAGAAGUUGGUUUCGAUGAUCAGAACCAACCAUUACCAUCAGAAGAAGGUAACAACGAUCAAGAAAACUCAACGCAAUCCGUUGAAAGUGUUGCUGAAGAUGGUUUCGAUAAAGAGUUAAUGGGAUUAACCGGAGGGUUUCCUGGCGGUGAAAAAGGGUUGAGAAAAUUUAUCGAAGAAAACCCUCCUCCAAAACCUGAUACUAAUGAUAAAAGACUUCAACUUUCAUCGUCAGAGAAACCAAAACCACCAGAACUUCCUAUGUUACUUCCAGGAAUGAUUGCUAUUGUGAAAAAUGAAAAUAAUCCUUUUUACAUGUACUGUGGUAUUGUUCAAAGAAUCACUGAUGGUAAAGCAGGAGUACUCUUUGAAGGAGGGAAUUGGGAUAAGUUGAUCACUUUCAGGCUUGAAGAAUUGGAGAGAAGAGAAAAAGGUCCUCCUAUGAAGAAUCCUAAGUCUUGUGUUCUUGAACCAUUUCUUGUAAAGAAAUCGUAGUUUUAAGGUCUUUGUUGUGUCAUUUUGUAUAACAAAAGAUGUUCACUUUUGUAUUGUAUCAUACAUAUUUCUGACAGUUAAAUCUUAGAUGAGUGUUUUCAUGGCUG